Messenger RNA from Exophiala spinifera, 1083 nucleotides. RefSeq lists its product as uncharacterized. Gene Ontology annotation, biological process: pentose-phosphate shunt, non-oxidative branch; carbohydrate metabolic process. Gene Ontology annotation, molecular function: transaldolase activity. Bases 1 to 1083 code for a protein of 360 amino acids. The transcript has 6 exons. The record is from RefSeq and is a predicted model, not a curated record. Gene Ontology annotation, cellular component: intracellular anatomical structure. Lineage: Eukaryota; Fungi; Ascomycota; Eurotiomycetes; Chaetothyriales; Herpotrichiellaceae.
AUGGCACCGCGCUCCCUUCUCGACAGACUCGAAGAGCUCUGUAACGUCGACGUUGACGAUGUCAACACAGAUCUUAUCAAAAAUUUGCCUUUCACUCCCAACAAUCAGACGUCGAAUCAAGGUGUUGUCACGCAAGAGUUGCUGAAGCCCGAGAAUCAGAUGCUUCUAGAAGAGCUGGUUGAUAAAUACGGCAAAGAGGGCUGGCAGAAAGUGUACGACACGGCGGCCGUGACCUUUUGUGCCAGGAAUGUCCAAUACUUGUCUGGCCGUGUCCUAGUCCAGACCUCGCUCCGCUAUGUGAAUGACUGUGCCGCCAUAAUCAAACACUGCCAAGAGUACGCCGAAGCAUUUGAGAAGGCUGGUAUUUCCAGAGAUCGAUUCGCCAUUAAAGUGCCAUUUUCUGGAGCUGGGGCUUCGGCGGCCCUUGAGCUCAAUGCUCAAGGAAUUCGCACGCUAGCUACGGCUGUCUUCUCUCUUGAACAAGCCAUUGCAGCCAGCCAGUCAAAUUGUCUAUUCAUCAGUCCAUACUAUAAUGAAAUUGCAGCGCAUUUAGACCCGGGGCUUCGCCCACAUGUCAAAGACCCUGCUCUCGAGCAUCCCAUGUCAGCACGUGUAAUACACAUCCUCAAGACAUUUGCGGAAGCCUAUGCGCAGACGGGAAAAGAACAGCCAAUCAUGGUCAUUGCAAGCCAUUUUAACGUUGCUGAAGUCCUUGCUAUGGCCGAAUUAGGUUGUCAACAUGUCACCGUUCAAGGCCCUAAUCUCAAAAAGCUUAUGGAAACACCGGACACCCUUGCCCCAGUGCUCAAGAAGAAACCUACACAUCCGUAUGCUGAGUUCACCGUUGCGGAGCGCCUGAAGACAUUGGAGACCCUGGACCCGCUUUCCGCACCCGAAUGGAGUGGAAGGCUAGCCACAAUGGACACAGACUUUGUGGCGGAUGGGGGUAAAAAUCUUGACCGAUUCAUCGCAGGGAAUCUGGUAUUGAACAAAAGAUUCGGAGAUGCUUGCAAAUUUUUCCUUGAGGCCGAAGAGAAAGCGAAGGAGGCCAUUGAAAGAGUUAUGGCCGCUAAAGGCUUAUGA